Talaromyces proteolyticus is the source of this 942-nucleotide messenger RNA. RefSeq names its product galactose mutarotase-like domain-containing protein. Bases 1 to 942 code for a protein of 313 amino acids. Gene Ontology annotation, biological process: carbohydrate metabolic process. Gene Ontology annotation, molecular function: carbohydrate binding; isomerase activity. The transcript has 3 exons. Lineage: Eukaryota; Fungi; Ascomycota; Eurotiomycetes; Eurotiales; Trichocomaceae. The record is from RefSeq and is a predicted model, not a curated record.
AUGGAUCGUAGCAACAAGCCUGCCUCAAUUGGCGUCGGGGCGUCUAUUCCUCAGCCGACUGUCAAAGUUAAUGGAAAUGCCAUUGAGGCCACACUUCCAACAGGAGAGUCGGUGUCGGUGCAUCUGUAUGGCGCUACCGUCACCUCAUGGAAGCUCGCCAAUGGACAAGAACAGCUGUUUGUCAGUUCCAAGGCUAUCUUGGAUGGAUCCAAAGCUAUUCGCGGUGGUAUCCCCGUUGUAUUUCCGGUCUUUGGCCCACCACCUCCAAACCACGCCACGUCAAGUCUUCCACAGCAUGGAUUCGCUCGCUCGCAGAACUGGGAGUUUCUCGGAAAGUCGUCGUCGGAAUCACUCGGGAAGAAGGAUUCUACGGUCAAGCUAGACUUUGGCCUGUCGUCUAGCAUGUUGAGUGAGCAGUUUCGCAAGGCGUGGCCAUACGAAUUCGGACUUGUAUACAGCGUCAUUCUCAGCCCGGAGAGCCUGGAAACAUCUAUACACGUCCAAAACAAAGGAUCUCAACCAUUUGACUUCCAUGUGUUGCUGCACAACUAUUUCAAAAUUCCUGACGUCUCGAAAAUUCGUGUGCAGAAUCUCCAGAGCUUGACCUAUACUGACAAGACGGACAAUGCGAAGAACAAGCAGGAAACCUCCAAGGAAAUAUCCAUUACAGGCGAGACUGAUCGUAUCUACUUGGAUACCGACCCCACUGCUCCCGUUAGUAUUACACAAGAUGGCAAAGCUCUCUUCUCAAUCACCAGAGAGGGUCUCAACACGGUCACGGUCUGGAACCCUUGGGUGGAGAAGGCUAAGGGCAUGAGUGACUUUGGGGAUGAGGAAUAUAAAGGCAUGGUUUGCGUCGAGCCUGGUGCUGUCAAGAGCUGGCAAGUGUUGGAGGGAGGCGAUGCUUGGGAAGGCACUCAGACUAUCCGACCAAGGCUGUAA